Messenger RNA from Lactuca sativa (garden lettuce), 984 nucleotides. RefSeq names its product tonoplast intrinsic protein 1;3 (gene TIP1;3). Lineage: Eukaryota; Viridiplantae; Streptophyta; Magnoliopsida; Asterales; Asteraceae. The record is from RefSeq and is a predicted model, not a curated record. Gene Ontology annotation, molecular function: water channel activity. Gene Ontology annotation, biological process: water transport; transmembrane transport. Gene Ontology annotation, cellular component: membrane.
ACUCCAAUCCAAGCUUUCACUCCCUCACUUGAAUACAAAAAAUAUAUUACACUGAAAGGAAAAAAAAUGCCAAUUUCCAGUAUUGCCAUUGGAACUCCAGCGGAAGCAAGCUCGCCGGACGCCCUAAAAGCCGCCCUUGCAGAGUUCAUUUCGAUGCUCAUUUUUGUUUUUGCCGGCGAAGGCGCCGGGAUGGCUUUUGGAAAGUUAACUGAUGGUGGUGCCGCAACACCAGCCGGUCUUAUUUCCGCAUCAAUAGCGCAUGCUUUUGCGCUAUUUGUGGCGGUGUCGGUUGGUGCUAAUAUUUCAGGGGGUCAUGUGAACCCUGCUGUGACAUUCGGCUUGUUUGUUGGUGGUCACAUUUCGUUUUUGAGAAGUGUUGUAUAUUGGAUUGCACAGUGUCUCGGGUCCGUUGUUGCUUGCUUGCUUUUAAAAUUUGCAACCGGGGGUUUGGAAACAUCGGCUUUUGCACUUUCAUCGGGUGUGGGAGAGUGGAAUGCGGUGGUGUUUGAGAUAGUGAUGACUUUUGGACUGGUGUACACGGUGUACGCAACCGCGGUUGAUCCUAAAAAGGGCGAUUUGGGGAUUAUUGCACCACUAGCUAUUGGGUUCAUAGUUGGUGCAAACAUCUUAGCUGGCGGUGCGUUCGAUGGUGCAUCUAUGAACCCUGCUGUGUCAUUCGGUCCAGCUGUCGUCAGCUGGACCUGGAACAGCCACUGGGUUUACUGGCUAGGCCCAUUUGUGGGUGCGGGUAUAGCCGCACUUGUAUAUGAAAUUAUUUUUAUCGGGUCAAGUACUCAUGAGCCUCUCACAACCGUAGAUUACUAAGAAUCAAUUGGAUGGUGAAGUGAUGGGUUUUAGCUUUUGAAUUGUGUUGAUGUUUGUUGGGUGUAAUGGAAGUUGAUUGUUUUUAUUUUCAAGUCUUUUUGCUAUGUACUCAUGUGAAUAGUUUUUAUCUGUUCUGAAUCAAGUUGUGAAUUUUAUUCA